Messenger RNA from Moneuplotes crassus, 2145 nucleotides. The record is from the annotation of a GenBank genome assembly. Lineage: Eukaryota; Ciliophora; Spirotrichea; Euplotida; Euplotidae.
AUGAAAAACUUCACAGGUCAGAAAGACCAAAUAAAGUCCAAAGUAGUUGGCCUCAAGAAUGAUAAAAUAGUAGCUUUUAACCUGAAAAAUAAGGUUGAGAAGCUUAACUUGCGUCAUACAAAUCCUUUUAUGGCAAAGAAGGAGAUCAUCAAAUAAGUUCAAAGAAAAUCAAGAAAUUCAAAAUUACAAACCAGAUACUGCACAGAUAUCAUCUGAGUUAACUGAAAUCAUCAAUAAUGAUGCAGCUGCAUCUGCUUUUGAUACAAGCUUAUAUGAUAUUGGACAAAAAGAUUCCGAGGAUUACCUUGAAGAAUUUGAAGCUCAAGAAAUUUCACUACUCAAGAACCAGUCUGAACGGAAAUAAACUCAACUUAAGCUUUUCUAUCUCAAAACCCAAGAACGGACUUGGAUCAAUGGCAUCAUCUUUCAGAGGGAGUCAAUCUCCCAUGAAGUCUGUAAAAUCGAUUUCUCCAAAUCUCCGUAGAGGGAGGUUUCAAAAUCCUAUAAAAUAUGAUGAAGAGAGUUCAGAGAUUCAAUCAAGUGAAUUACUAAGCUCUGUGGGAGACCUUGGAUCUCCCACGAGCACUAUCAAUUCAUUAGUUAAGCAGAAAUCUCUUGCAAUCACCAUGACAAAAAGGGAAUCUUUAAAAUAACAUGAAUACCUUAAGAAUCGUCCAUGAGAACAAGAUUAAAGAGGAGAGAAAGAGAAUCUACCAAAUCUCAGAGAAUUUAGUCAACAAGAAGCAAGCCAAGCUGAAGAACCUCUGUAUGACCCAAAUGGACGGGUUUAUAGAGCAAUACCUGAAGUUACACACCAGUGCAAUGAAUAUGAUACAUAACGAGGAAAAGUCCUUUAGGAUGGUAAUUGAGCAAGAAAAUAUCCUGGUUCAGCGGAAAAUUGUUGAGGAUCUUAUAAAGACACUUGGCCAAAAGAUUGACGAGGUCGAUGACAAUGAAGAUAAAGAUAAAAUAAUAUCUGAUUUAGAAGACAAAGUUAGGAAAUUAGAGAAACAACUCUCUAUAACUAUUCAGGAUUUUGAGACGAUGAAAAUUUUCAACCUAGAUUUUACAAAUGAAAAAUAAUUUACUUGACAGAAUUCAAGAACUAGAAAAGCAAAAUCAGGAAAUAAAAGAAAAUGCUCAGAAUGAUAUUAAUGAGAUGAAAUCUCAAUUUGAUAAGCUUCAUUUCAGGCUCAAAAGCAGCAUCAGUCAGAGCCGAGCAAAAGAGAAAGAAUUAGAAGAUCUUGUGAAGGCAAAAGAUAAAAGAAUUGAGGAACUUCUCACCGAAAUUGAAUGGAUCAAAGCUAGCCAAAUUAACAAUCCUCACAAUACUAACAAUCACCAAAACCAGGAUACUAUCCAAUCUACCUCUAACAACCCUAACUUUGACGAUUUCCCGACCUAAAACACGUACUGCACAUACAAAAUCUCUGAACCAGGACUUGAUCUUGUCCACACCUAAAAAGCGCCUGUCUCAGUUUGACAAGUUGAAUAGCAUCCAUCUCAAGUUCAGAUCCAUAGGCAGCAACUUUUACUUAGAUGACUCAAAAGACAACCUUUGCUUACUAAACUCCCUGAACGAUGUGGUCAAGGGAGAGUCUAAACCAAUCAUCAACAAGAAAUUAUUCAAUAAGAGGAACAAACUUCUGAGCCAGUCCAAGUCUAAGGACAAGUGAGCCACCUUGACCAAGGUUUGAGAGAGGUUUAUGGGAAACCAUUCCUCCAAGAGGAUAUCUAGACAUCAAGAGGAUAGCUUAGCAGGGAGCGUAAGGGAGUCGGCAACCCAAGUCCCGAUCAAUUUGAUCGCAGUUUCGAGGAAGGCUAAGAGGGGAUCGGUGACGAAUAGGACUUUGUUCCCGGUGCAUAAACAGAAUACUAAUUUUAAUUCUUCCCCUGUGAAAUCUAAGCCUGGCACCCAGCAAUCUAAAAAGAGAAGGAUACUUUCGAAGUACAAAAGAGCUAAGUGAGCACUAACAGAGGCUUCACUUUUGUAGAGUAAUUUAAGACAAGAAACAAAACCAUUAUGCUCUUAAAGUACAAAAAUCUCUGAUAGAGUAAGUGUUGAGAUAAAUCUGUGCCCAACAGAUUAUCCACUUUCUAAUAAAGAGUAAAAAUCUCAACACAAAAUGCUAUCAGCAUUUACUG